Molecule: messenger RNA, 9437 nt
Organism: Amoebophrya sp. A120
Lineage: Eukaryota; Dinophyceae; Syndiniales; Amoebophryaceae
Source: the annotation of a GenBank genome assembly
AGGUACGUCAUUCAUUUUUCAAUUGUACCCCAAACCCCAUCCCACCCCAAACCCAAAAAGUAAAGGAUAGCACGGAUUAAGUACAAAUUCGCACUCGCUUGAUUGUGCUUACAAACUAUGACAAAAGACAGCUGCGACUUUCUCGUGGAGAAGGGCGCGACCGUGCGUCAGAAUGUGGAGGUUACGCAGCAGCUGCUACAGCGGUCCGGCGGAAACCUGCGGGAGUUUUCCCGCAGCCGGGGGCAUUCUCCGGAAGCGGAGCGGGAUUCCGAGCUGGGUGGGGAAAACCCGGGUAAUAACCCUUAUCUGUCCUCGCGGGCCGACAGUAGUACGGAGCGGAGACGGAUGAAACAAGGGUCCGGCAACACGGAGAUGACCAGCAACAGCCCCACGACCUCGCCAUCCACAAGUCUCGCGAGUCCAACGAACGCCGGGGGCGGUUCGGCGGGUUCGCCAAAAGCCGCGAACAAAGCUACUAUCAACGCCGAAGCAGCUGCUGGUGGCACUUCUGCAGCGGCGGCGGCAAGUAUUAAACCAGCGGAUGCUGGAUCAACAUCCUCGUCAUUAAAAACCAGUAAAGUCGACGCGGAACCAAAGCAGGCAGAUGGAUCAUCUGUAGUGAAGACAAGAACGCCCUCAACUGAAGUCGUCGUUGCUGGUGCAAAAGCAGCAACCGUCGGCGAUUUCGGAGCAUCAUCUGCAAGUAGCGGCGGAGCAGCAGUAGGACCACCCGCGGCUUCCGAAGCCGCGAAUUAUCAGCAACAGCAAUCCUCGCUGCUGCAAAAACCCAAAGCAGGCGGCCCUGGGAUGAAACAAGCCGGGUUCGGCAACAAGCUGAAACGCAGCAAGACCUCCGCGCACGGUGGCUUUGCGGCCGACGGUGCGGCGCAGGACCUGACCAGCUCGUUCGCGAAGCAUGUGGAUCCGAAAGGCACCUGUGAUCCGGGGUUCUACGCCCAGUUUCUGAGCAAGACCUUUCUGGAAGCGGAAGACAAUGAGGAAACAAAAACAACAAUUUCUCCUUUGGGCCGGAUGCCGCCCGCACAAGCGGCGACGACUAUCGGCGACGCAUACUACCAAGAGGAGCUGAAGAAGCCGCAAAUAACGGGCGACCAAAACAACGGCGCCUCUUCUCUGUUGAACUCCGCCGGGUCUCUCGGCGGACUCGCCGCCUUGACGGGCGGGUUCGGCAAGAAGCCCUCGGCCGCCACCGGGUUCGCGGCCGGCAUGAUGAAGAAGGAGCGCGCGAAACUCAUGUCGUUUUCCGCGUUCGGCGGCGCGGCGGCGGACGACGGCAGUAAUGCGCGCAAAAAACGCGAACCCCUCCCGCUCGGGUCGACCUACGGGAAGUUCACGGGCAAGGAAGUCAAAUCCUACCUGCCCUCCGGCCAGGAAAACGACUGGCGAAAACUGUCCUCCCCGGAUGGGGGCGUGCCCCGCGCGGCUUUGCCGAAACACUUUGCAAACGGCUACCCGGAGUUGCUGGAGGCAAAGAUCAGCAGUGGUGGUCCGAUUUCUGAAGAUAGAGCAAACACUAACAGCAGAAUUGCGCUAAGAACUGACAACUCGAGCAGCAGCAAGUUGCUUCUGCGGGAUUUCGACGAGAUUUCCGGCACGGUCCACGGUGUGCAGUCUAGCUACCCGCCGCAGUCGGAAGAGCUUCUGGAGUUGCAGAAGCAACCUCUGUCGAAGACGUUGAUCGGACCACCCGGAAGUGCACUGAUGUCCACGACCACCACUUCGGUUUUGCAGAAGACCACAACGUCAACGAGCGGGAACAUCACGACCACAGGGUCGUCGUCGAAGCCGAUCGCCCGGAGACCACAGCAGAUGAACAAAUUGACGCCGUUGAACCCGGCGCGUCAGACGACUGGGGCAGGAUGGAAUAACUACGUGCAGGGGACCUCCCGGAGUCACCUGACCGCGCCGAUUCAGCCUCGAGCCUGGAACCGGACGGAAAAAAUCGAGUCGCGAACGCUGCGGCGCAAGAGCGACACGGAGAAGAAGUUGGAGGCGUGGGUGACCUACGGGGAAAAACUGCUCUGUCUCGCGCUCUACCUGGCAAAGGAGGGGAACCCGAACAAAACCGGCAAUUGCUCCUUCUUCACGAAUCAGCAGCGGAGCGACCUGAAACUCCUGUUGCACCUGUACUGGCAGCCGGACCAACUGUCCGAGACCGCGGCUUCCACGCUGGAGGGGUCCGGCCGGGUGCCCGCCCAGGACUGCGAGUUUCUCCAGCAGCUGCUGACGAAGCACCGCGAGGCGCUGAUGGAGCACCGGAAAAACCACCCGCGGGCGCUGCCGGAGGGACUGCGCAACACGAUGGUGGUGCGAAAAAACGCCAUGCUGCCGAUGCACUUGGAAAAACUGCUCCAGCCGAUGGAGAGCCGCACGAACGCCGAGAAGCUGGCUUUGCAGGGCACGACCACCGCCACGAUGACCGGGUUUGCCGGAACCAGCACCAGCACGGGGAACAUGCUGCAGAGCUCGCCCAUCGCAAACUUCCUGUCCAGCACAACUUCUGGUGCGCAUCAUGGUGGUCAACAUCAUCUCCAAUCGGCGACAUUACUGUCCUCGGACAACGGUGGUGGUGCAGGGGGACCCUGGCUGGAUAACGUCUCGGAAACCGUGACGUCGUUGACCUCGAGAUCGGAGGACGAGCUGCAGCACAUCGUGUCGAUGCUGCCGCUAUGCAUUGCAAAAGUAUCGUACUAGUGUAAAUUGCAUCACAAAUUUUGGCAAGAAGAAAAGUGGAAUUUGUAAUGCUGUUUUACCUUAGGAAGGAGAUUUGUCAUGCAUGUUUGCAAUUAGUACGACUACGAUACUUUUGCACAGGAUAGCCGCUGCGCGACGUGGAGGUCUGCAACGUGUUGAUCCGGGACAUGCUGGCGCUCCGAGUCGACAUGUUCCCCGCCAGCUCGCCGACCCUGCGCAUGAACCGCGCCGGGACCAAAGUGAAUGCCUUCCACAAGACCAUCGCUAGCCGCUCGGAGAUUCUGGACCGGCUGCCCAAACAGGAGAAGCAAACUCUGGUGAACGAGUUUCUGCAGGACUACAUCCACAAACAGCAGGAACAGCAGCGGCUUUUGAUCAACUUGUCCCGCACCCUGAUCCACGCUCCGCGGUUGUCGAAGCAGAUUCCAAAGCUCCCCUACCUGCUCGAGCCCGGGGGCCACGACGAGGGCAAGCUGAAGAUCGGCGCGCCGAACGAAAGGUCGAUCCGCGCGGCGGUCACCGGCGGCCGGGCCGCCCGGUUUGGCGUGAACCAGAAGCGGGUGCUGAAAAAGGUGAAGGACUGCAAGACCAGUUUCUUCGGCGUGCAAAGUUACAGUGACGGGGAACAAGUAGAGGAAAGCAACCGAAAUAAAGACUUGUUAUUCCGUACUAGUAGUACUAGUCCCCAUCAUGAUGGUCUUGAUCUCGCCUCCCCAGCGCACAGCGACCGGCGGGUGAAUUUGGAGGCGAGUUUGACGAUGCCCUUUCUGAACCAGACGUCGACGGCCGAUCUGGGGUUGGCCGCCAUCCAGGCGUACCAGGAUACCCAGGCGCUCGCGGGGCAGCACCUCGCCGGCCGGUCGUACCACAUGGUACCGACGAAGGUGGAUCUAAAACUCCGGUACGGGGAAGAUGAUGAGGCCGCGGACGAAAAUACGGAGGAAAACGCAAACCGUUUAAAGAUGUCCGCGCAGCCGACGCUGCAACUCCUCCAGCCGCUGCUUCCGCGGGCGAACGUGCGGCCGGAGCCGAGCAAAUUCUCGAAACUGAACCGCGCCAUCGUGUCGGAACCGGUGUUGGAGUACUUGCGCAAGAGGCUCCACCAGAAAAUCGAGCAGGCCAACCUGGAGCGCAGCCGGAGAAUCGCGAGGAGCAAGUCCUCCCGCGUCACGAACCGGAACAACACCGACCCUCUGUACUUUCACUUUGAUGACCACAGAGAUUUGCUGCACCCCGCACCGUAUGAGGUGGAGAAUUUCGGGGAUUUUCUCCAUUCCGCCUUCCAGGACUCCACCAAGCAGUUCUUCCACGAGCAGACCGGCGCGCCGCUGGAGAGACCGCACCCGAGCGUGAAGCAGGAGCUGCAAGACUUGCUGGAGAAGAAGCAGCAGUCCGUGGCCAGCAGCUUUGUGGUCGCGUACGACGCGAAAAAUUUCAUCAAGGCGGAGCAGACGAAGCGCCUCUUCACCGGCCCGCAGCCGGGCGGACUGGCGGCGAUGAAGUACGAGCAGGAGGAGCAGGCGAAGCGGUUGGCUUUGCAGAACGAGAAAGCAGGAGCUACUGCCGGGGCGACGAGCAGACCACAGAAGAAGCAGCAGCUUUUCUCCUUCAUGCAGCCAAAGAAGCAGAAGCUGUCGAAGGAGGAGCGGGAGGCCGAGGCGGAGGCCGAGCGGGUCGCGCAGCUGAACCGGGAGCAGGAAAAAUCCUUACUCCACACCGAACAGUUCAACUGGAACGCCAUCAAAGACACGCCGGGCUUGAUCCACAGCUUAACUUUCUCCGACACCUUCGUGUCGAAGGAGCUUCAGUACCAGGGCACGGUAUCCAAAGAAAAUAUUUUUUUUCCCGCGGCACACGUUGUACAUAUGGAAAUGCGGUUUAUUCUGCAUGACAAAACUAUACCCUCGAUCCUAACCAGCUGCACAACAAGUGUUUACACUUCUCUAUAUAAAUUUGCGAAAUCUGUGAUGCAUUUUGUACGUGUGCUGCAGCGGGCAGGAAAUUUGUGUUGCAUACGCGUUGGAGCCGGACACGAAAGUGUUGAACUACCGGAUCAGCAAGAUUCUGCUGCAAAUUGACACGGCGGAGGAGCGCCUGGAGUUGCAGCGGCUCCAGGGCAACAAGGGCAACAAGUCCGGUGGCGUGGACCUGAACAAUUUCUCCGCCGAAGUGCAGGAAAACGAGAACCUGCUGCGGCAGUGCAAGGACUUGCUGGACGACCUGCUGCCGAGAAUCAUGAGCGUGAUUUACCGGAGGGACUCGGAUGACGAGGACGUCGACUUUCUGCAGGUCGCGAAAAAGGAGGAAAAACAAAAAGUCACAGACGAGGUGAAGUUAGUGGACGUGGCGCUCGCCGUGUGGACCAAGCCGCCGACCUUCAUCAUCGCCAGGAACCGCAUGAACUUGCGCGCAAAGUGGCACCCGGAGUCGCGGACCGUGUACCUGGAAACGCACCUGAAGUCGCUGAAGCAGCACCGCCAGGAGGUGUUCGAGCGAUACCUGACCCAGGUGGAAGACUGGCGCAACGCGAUUCUGGUGAACUACGAGAAGAAAAUGGCACGGGCGUGGGCGAUCGAGAACGCGAAGCCGAUGAACCCGGUCGACGACAACGCGAAGGCGCGCAUGAAGGCCCUGCAGCGCGCCUGGCCGGUCUUCAUCCAGCUGGCGCUCUCCGCACGGUAUUUCGAGGAAAUCGCGCUUCCGUCCGAGAAGGAAAAGGAGUUCAUCCAGCAGGUGACGCUAUUGAGAGGAAAAAUCCCCCCUCCUCAUAUUGAAAACUUACACAUCAAGAACAUUCGGAAUGAAUUUGUGUUGUUGGUGAUUUGUGGCCACAAAAAAAACGCACAUGAUGUCUUGCAAGGAGACAAGUGUGCCAGCAGAUGCUUCCGCCUGAUUAUGGAAGCGAUUUGGCAUGCUUUUGUGCAUAGCGGGAGGCAGUGGCCGUUUGCAGUGCUAUACUCUAUUAGACACAAACGACAAACGCACCCACCUAGGUGAAGGUGGUGGAUCUGGCCGCAAUACCUUACUUCUAGUAGACGGAGCGCGUUUAUUGUGUAUGCAAAUCCAGCAUCAGAAACUUGAACUUCGUUUUGAAAUAUAAUGGGGAGGGGGGAUCAUUUUUCCUUUUGAUGGGCGAAGGUGGAAAACAGCAAUGAGGAGGACCAGAGCUCGCUGUUCCAAAUCCUGCAGAAGAACGAGGAGCUGAAGGUCCACGAUAUGCAGACGGACGACAUCAAGUCUCUACCCGCCUUGAAAGCGCAACGGCAGGUGGAGGCCCACCCAUUGGAGACGAAGAUCGCGCUCCAAAAAUACUUCACGGAGAACACGAAGAGGAAAACGUUCUGGCUCUUCUUCCUCGCCAAAGCGAAGCUGAAGGUGGAGCUCGGUCGGCGGCGGCUGCGCGCGCGGAUCAUGCUGCAGUUUCUGGAGAAGACCUGUCGCCCCGAGCAGCGGUUCUUCUUUCGCGCGAUGAACUUUUCCUACCACGCCCGCACGGUGCAGCGGUCCUUCCGCUUCUUCAAGUUCAACCGCGGGUGCUACAUUCGCGUUCUGAUGAAGCGGUGGGUGAAAGUGGAACGGAAGGUCUGCGGGGAAGAGCUGCUGAAGUCCGACAUGAUGCAAACCAGGGUCGCGGAGCUCGAUAACUCGUUGGACCAGGCGGAGCAAGCGUCUAACAUGGGACUGACCAUGACCCAGUGGAUCAACAAGACGCAAAAAACGUCCCGCCGCCACGGUCCCAGCGCGCCGACGCCGUCGCUGCCCAAGCUACAGGACAAGAAGAACAAGCAGCUAUGAAAUGUUGCAAAUAUGUCUGGGAGGUCUGGAAACUUGUGAUGUCGCUGGCUGGACAGUCUUGAGGACGUCCCAAUUGGUGGCCACGCAUUACAUCAAUUUUCUGAGCUGCUAGGUGUUGCCUGUUCUGCAUGGCGAACUGCGUUUCCGCAUGACAAAAAUCUGGGAUGCUUGCCUGGCGCGCAUGACAGACUUGAGAGUCAUGCACAUGCUGGCCGAGCAUGAUAAACUCUGCAGUCUUCCAGACCCAGACAUAUUUGCAAUGCAUAACAGCCACAGAAAUAUAAAUCGGCGGCAGACAUCAAGAAGCAGUGGUACGAUCUAUCCUUGGUAAAAACGUCGCCACCUCCCCAGAGUUGUAAUGCAAAUCUGCAUGCUGACUAGCUAAAGACGACUACACUGCGAGCCAAGAUUUGUCAUGCGCAACAGCCUGUUUAUGUCAUGCGCAAAAGGAGCUAAAACUGGUUGACCUUUCUUCUAUGUAGAUUUCGCAUUUUGACUUAAUGUAUAAGGUGGGGACGUUUUUACACAGGAUACGAUCGAGUGACCGCAAAUUUGAUGUCCGAGAGGGACAUCAACAAGUUCAUCAUCCCGGAGCUCCGGUACCGAAGGUACAUCCACAUGUGCCGGCUGGAAGCGUACAAGGAGGAGACCCGGCUGUACAUGCGGAAUUACAGCAAGUGGGCCCUGAAGAAAACGGCGUACGACGAGGCCAUGGAAGCCGGGGUGCCACCGCCGGAACUGCCGCCCGAGCCGCUGCCGCCGCUCCGACCCGACAUGACGCCCACCUACGCGGAGUUGGUCGACAUGGUCACCCGCGCCAGAUUUUCCUCAGACAACUACUUGGUGCUGAAUUUCGACACGGACGAGGACCCGGCGGAGGUGGUGGAGGCCCGGGAACGGGAAAACCAGUUGAAGGAGACAAAUCGGUACCGGUUUUCCACCAAGGUCUACUGGCGUCUGAUGAUGGAAAGGGAGGACAAACGGCAGGAAAGGCUGUUUGAGGAGUCGCUGCAGUACACGACGGCCUUAGCCUUGGACGACGACGGAUUUGAGUCGACCCGGGAAAAGCAGCUCGGAGACAUGUACAGCGUCGCGUUCGAGGUGUACAAGACCUUGAACCCGCGACAGCUGAAAACCGCCUCGCCUCCGCCCUCCGCGCGCUUGGUCGCGAGGAUGCAACCGAAGAGGUCCGGAACAUUCAAGCUGGAUCGACUGAAGCUAUCCACUGCAAAUUUAUGGUAUUUGGGUCUGGAAAUAUAUAAACAUCAUGAUCAUGAUCAAUUGAACUUGUAGCAUCGCUCGGCCGACAGCACGACUAUCAAGACGAGAGCAGUUGCAUUUGUCAUACAAGGACGCAGUUUGUAGUGCGCGUUCACCGUAGUUUCGCAUCAUGAAAAAGUGUCGCAAAUAAAUCUUGCCAUACUACUAGUACUAGGAUCCACUUAGAUAUUAAAGUGCUCCUCAGAGAAAAUAGAUUCCGCAUGAUGAUUGACAAGUUGUCUCCAGACCCAAACUACAGAUUUGCAUUGGACAGAUGCAGGGGCGCAGCAAAAACGUGUUGUAUUCCGAGGGGAAGCCGGUGAAGCCGCUGAACUGGGAAUUGGUGGAGCCGGAGCUGGACUUUAACAAGGAACGGCUCGAAAACCAGGACGCGCUGCGGUUCGAGCUCUUCAAAACGGAGGUGCCCGUUUUGUCGCUGGUAUCCCGUGCAAAUGUAAUGUCUGGGUCAGGAACUGUGAGAGUCGUGAGGUUGUUCGUCAUGCAUCUUUCUGAACAUGAUAUUGAUAAUUGUAUGUAGCUGGCUCGGAUGAAUUUUCAUGCACGCCAAGCAUUUUUACGGGUUAUCGUUUGACGGCGAAGGCUUCUUCAUGCCUGCCCUGCAUGAUGAGAUGAUGAAGCUCGGUCUUUAAUACGUACGUUUGCAUGAGAUGUGAAACAGUUUGUAAUUUUAACGCUCACGUUGCACACGACACGACACGCAAUACAGAUUUUUGUAGUCCGCUCCAGAAUUCUUGUUCGCGUCACAACUUCCAGACCCAGACACUUUUGCAGUGCAUAGCUGGAACACCAUGACAAGUGGUGGCCAACCGAGGAAAUGAUGUUCAGCACAUAGAGCUGCCGUAGUAGCAAUUGAUUUCGCAAGAACACGGCUUGAGGUGCUGCUCUGCUGCUCAAAAAUUCUUUGAUUCCAGCACGGGAGUAAAGGAAGGAAGAGUAGACACUGUGACUAUCAAGAACCAGGCAGCUUAACAUACGAAUAUUAGCAGUAGCUAGUAUUUAGAUUUACACCUCUGCAUCUGCUCGGCGCAAAUUUUGAUUUGAGUUUCAUUUACAGGAAGUAGCACGAAUGUUGUGCUUACGUUUGUUUUGCUGUUUUAGUUUUCAUCUGUUAUAAAGUUCGCGUCGUGCGUUCGCGCGUUUCACCGAAAGCCUAAGACCCGCGGCCGCGUCGAUAUUACUCACGUACUUAUAUUACUCCGAAGAGUUGUCGUUUCCCUUUCCUUACACUACAACCAAAAUUUAAAUAAUUCAAUUUCAAUGUCAAUCAACACUUGUCUUAUUCCUAUUCGAAAGCAAGCAUUACACAUGUGUACGCGCAGCGUACCCCGCUACAGACUAAGUAUAUCUGUUUCUCCUGUAGUACAAUUCUUCACCAUGUGCACGUUUUUUUUUUUUCAUGAUACAUAGUCAACAUAGGCGUAUGAACCAAAUGUUUUCCGUUUACGUUUAGUAUCAAUUGCAAAUGAUUUGAUUUUUGUUAUCACCAUUCCAGUGCGAGUACCCGUUUCCUUCCAGCUACAGUCUUCUAAAGUUUUUCCAUGACUGCGUCAGACGUCGAAUUUGUUUAGAUUUCGAAUGUGGUAACCCCGCCCGGAGCGUCGCUACAGAUAUUAUCUUUACGAUGAUUUUUUACAUGAAACACAUUC